Molecule: messenger RNA, 1677 nt
Organism: Aspergillus niger
Lineage: Eukaryota; Fungi; Ascomycota; Eurotiomycetes; Eurotiales; Aspergillaceae
Exons: 4
Coding region: 1-1677 (558 amino acids)
Biological process (GO): transmembrane transport; carbohydrate transport
Cellular component (GO): plasma membrane
Molecular function (GO): carbohydrate:proton symporter activity
Source: RefSeq, a predicted model, not a curated record
AUGCCUCGUAAGAGGCCGCAAGAUGAACUCAAUGGUGAUGUGCUGCAGCAAGAGGCGCAAGCUACCGGCCCCAAUGACCAGAAAUCUGAAGAGGGGAUUGUGGAUACACCUAUCCCUCUGCUCACGUGGCGUUCUUUCUUAAUGGGCAUUUUCGUGUCAAUGGGUGGUUUCCUCUUCGGCUACGACACUGGCCAAAUUUCAGGCUUCUUGGAGAUGCCGAACUUUCUCCAAAGAUACGGACAACAGCAAGCUGACGGAACAUACUAUUUCUCCAAUGCCCGUUCGGGUCUGAUUGUCGCGCUGCUAUCAAUCGGUACCUUGAUUGGCGCCCUUAUUGCAGCUCCCAUCGCAGAUCGCGUUGGCCGGAAAUGGUCCAUCAGCGGCUGGAGUGCCAUGGUGUGUGUCGGUAUCACCAUACAAAUAUCUUCCCCUUUCGGAAAGUGGUACCAGGUGGCCAUGGGUCGUUGGGUCGCUGGUCUCGGCGUUGGGGCUCUAUCAUUGCUUGUUCCCAUGUACCAAGCAGAAACUGGACCAAGGCACAUUCGUGGAUCUCUUGUUAGCACUUAUCAGCUUUUCAUCACCCUUGGAAUCUUCGUCGCCAAUUGUAUCAACUUCGGAACAGAAGCUCGAAAUGAUACAGGCUCCUGGCGUAUUCCCAUGGGCAUCACCUACAUUUGGGCCAUGAUCCUGGGCUUCGGAAUUGCACUAUUCCCCGAAAGUGCCCGGUACGACUAUAGACAUGGAAGGGAGGCGAAAGCAGCUCGUACCCUAUCGAGAAUGUACGGGAUUCCUGAAAACCACCGUAUGCUGAAGCUCGAGAUCGGCGAGAUCAGGCAGAAGUUCGUGGAAGAACAGGAACGCGGAGAGAUAACCUGGUCUCAUCUUUUACAUGCACCCCGCAUGAAGUAUCGCGUCGCAGUGGGAGUCGCCCUUCAAGCACUGCAACAAUUAACGGGAGCGAAUUACUUUUUCUACUACGGGACGACGAUCUUUCGAGGCGCCGGGAUUUCAAAUUCCUACGUAACACAAAUGAUUCUUGGCGGUGUGAAUUUCGGAACGACAUUCCUAGGGCUGUACCUGAUCGAGAACUACGGUCGUCGCCGAUCCCUGAUAACAGGAGCAUUGUGGAUGUUUGUUUGUUUCAUGGUUUUCGCCUCGGUGGGCCAUUUCUCUCUAGACCAUGAAAACCCAGAACGGACACACACAGCUGGUGUGGUCAUGGUUGUUUUCGCCUGCCUUUUCAUUCUCGGUUUCGCAUCAACAUGGGGUCCCAUGGUGUGGACCAUUAUCGCAGAGCUGUAUCCCUCCGAAUUCCGUGCCCGCGCCAUGUCUCUCGCCACAGCAUCCAAUUGGCUCUGGAACUUCCUUCUCGCCUUUUUCACCCCCUUCAUCACCAGUGCCAUUGACUUCCGCCUCGGCUACGUCUUUGCCGGCUGCCUCUUCCUUGCGGCGGGCCUGGUUUACGUGGCAGUCAUCGAAGGUCGUGGCCGUACAUUGGAAGAGAUCGAUACCAUGUACGUUAUGAAGGUGCCGCCCUGGAAGAGCUCCAAGUAUGUAUUUCCGGACAUCGAUCCAUAUGAUCGUCGCGGUUCGAUUUUAUCGAAAGCAGGGGCUUCUCAUAUUCCCCAGGUGAGCGGUGGAAACGAGACUCUCAGCCCCCACACAACUGAGGUGUAA